AUGACAACGAAUAAAACACAAUGUUUUCUUUGUGAAAAACCCAAAUUCACAUAUUCUUGUCGAGGUUGUUCAAAUGAAUUCUGUUUUGACGAUUUAACGAAACAUCGACAAGAUUUGACUGAAGAAUUCAACACGAUUAUCAAUAAUUAUGAUCAAUUCAGAGAAAAUCUUCAACAAACAAAAACAAAUCCACAAAACUCUUCUCUCUUCAUUCAAAUUGAUCAAUGGGAAAAGAAUUCGAUCGAAAUUAUUCGACAAACAUUACUCAAAGAAAAUAAAGAAUUUCUUGUCGAUAUUGAAGAGAAAUCACCAAAGAAUUCAACGAUUCAUCGGAAAUCUUUCUUAAACAAGGCUCGCAAACAUUUAUCAAGAGAAUCUCAGUGCAAUCAACAAGAAAAUUAA
Molecule: messenger RNA, 402 nt
Organism: Adineta ricciae
Lineage: Eukaryota; Metazoa; Rotifera; Eurotatoria; Adinetida; Adinetidae
Source: the annotation of a GenBank genome assembly